Messenger RNA from Ordospora colligata OC4, 1380 nucleotides. Its product is annotated as trehalose-6-phosphate synthase. NCBI's taxonomy places the organism in Eukaryota, Fungi, Microsporidia, Ordosporidae. Gene Ontology annotation, cellular component: cytosol. The record is from RefSeq and is a predicted model, not a curated record. Gene Ontology annotation, biological process: trehalose biosynthetic process. The transcript has a single exon. The coding region runs from base 1 to 1380 and encodes 459 amino acids. Gene Ontology annotation, molecular function: catalytic activity.
AUGAAGCUUCUGGUUGUAAGUAAUCGUUUGCCACUGACAGUAAAGAGAGGAGAGGAUGGAUUUGAAUACAAGCAAGCAAGUGGAGGACUGGUUACGGGACUCAAGAGCAUAAAUGAUAAAAUCAGGUUCAAAUGGAUUGGAAACAUAAGUGGUGCAGAUCUGUCUUCAGAAGAAAAGGAAAUCAUUAAGAAGGACUGCUGGGACAGGUUCCAUUCAAUCCCAAUCUUUAUAGAUCCUGAACUGAAUGAUCAGUCAUACAACGGAUUCUGUAAUGCCAUUCUAUGGCCAAUGCUCCAUUCGUUCAAAGACGAUAUAACAUUUUCAAUGACAAAUUAUAAUGCCUAUGUUGAGUAUAACAAGAUCUUCAGCAGCAGGAUAUGCGAGAUUGUAGAAGACGGCGAUGUUGUAUGGGUGCAUGACUACCAUUUAAUGUUGCUUCCAGAAAUGCUAAGAACCAUGUCCACAAAGACAUUCAAGAUUAUGUUCUUCCUACACACUGCAUUUCCAAAGGCUGAUAUGAUAAGAGCGCUUGAAUACAGGAGACAGUUAGCAAGUGGAAUAAUGCACAGUGAUCUCGUUGCAUUUCAUUCAUUUGAAUAUGCACUCAACUUCAGAGACGUGUGCAUUGAAAAUGAUGUGGAAUGUCUGGGUAGAAUAGACGCUAUUCCAAUAGGCAUUGAUCCAGAGAUGUUUAGAAGUGUUUUACAACAACAAAUAACAAUACAGAGAAUAGGAGAACUCAAAGAAAAGUUUAGAGGUAAGCAGAUUAUUCUUGGUGUUGACCGAACUGACUAUAUAAAAGGAAUGCCACACAGAGUAAAGGGACUGCAGAGAUUCCUUACAAAGCAUCCUGAGUUUGUUGGAAAUGUUGUUUUUAUGCAGGUUGGCGUGCCAAGUAGAACCAAUGUCAAAGAGUACUCUUCAUACAUCACAAAAAUGAAUGAGUUGGUUUCAGAGACGAAUAGCAUGUUUGGUUCUAUUGAGACUGCACACAUCUACUUCCUGAGCAACAGUGUUGACAUAAACGAGUUAUGUGCUUUGUAUGCAGUCAGUGAUGUACUGCUUGUGACAUCACUCAGAGACGGGAUGAAUCUCGUUGCUCUUGAAUACAUUUCAUGUCAGAAUGAAAAUAAUGGCGUUCUUGUAUUGAGUGAGUAUGCUGGUGCUGCAACAACGCUUCCUGCAUCUCUUGAAAUGAAUCCGUGGAACACUGAGGAAAUAGCAGACACAAUUCACAAUGCAUUGACAAUGCCUAUGGAUGAGCGUGUUGAAAGGCAUAAGAUCAAUUCGAAUGCAGUAGACACAUUUACGUCUGUGAAGUGGGCAGAAAGGAAUCUUGAUGGGCUUUGCGAUGACUGGAGAGACUCUCUAAUGCUUUAG